Copidosoma floridanum is the source of this 1067-nucleotide messenger RNA. RefSeq names its product target of wingless (gene tow). The record is from RefSeq and is a predicted model, not a curated record. Lineage: Eukaryota; Metazoa; Arthropoda; Insecta; Hymenoptera; Encyrtidae.
AAAAGAAAAAAAUGUUUUCAGGGCCCAGAUUACGACGAGAGCUCGGACGCGACCCUGAGAGCCGAGCACGUGGCGAGUCUGCUGCGUAGGUGGGAGCUCGCGAGCGUCACCUGGUCCAGCGUCGAUCUCGACAACAGCAACGACAGCAGCCCGACACCCACCAUCAAGUCAUCGUCGACGCCAACAGCCGCGCAGUCGAACCGUAUAAAUAGCCUUCAGCAACACCACCACCACCACCAGCGAUCUGCAGCCUGCACCUAUCUGCACCAUCAGCAAAAGACCCAGGUCGCAUCAGCGCCACCAACGGCCAACUACAGUACCAACAAGGAGCGCACCGGCAACCGGCCCGAGACGCCGGUCUACGUUCAGCGCAUCAGCAGCGCCAACAGACUCGACGGCCUCCAAGACGUCGUCGGCCACCACCACCCCUACCAUCACCAGUACCAGCAGCAGCAGCAGCAGCACUGUCCGUCGCCCAACAUGCCGCGUCACGUGCUCGAGUCCAUAAGCCAGAGCCCGACUCAGGGUCUCAAGAACCCACCCGGGCUACAACAGAUGGCCUCGCCGCCCACUAGCACCGGCCGCUACCCGCAUCACUACCACCACUCGGACCAGCCCCUCAAGACCAAGUCCAACAAUAACCCGCUGAACGGCGAGUCGUACGGCCACGCGCCGCCCACCUACUUCCAACACCAACCGCAACCCACCCACCGUGGACGGGAGCAGUACGACUCGCCCGUACUGCUGACAAACUCGCCGAGCAAUCCUUACCUCGGUAAGUUUCAGAUCAGCUCGAGCGUCUCGCCUCUCCCGGCCGCCCAACAGUACAACAUCGGCUCCACCGGUGGUGCAGCCAACACCAGCAACAGCCGAAGGCGCACCGGGUCAGAUGGCUACGGCGCCCCUCAGAUGACGUGACCCGCGGGCCGACACCUGGACAGGGACGACGGCUACUGGACCACGAGAUAAGACUGACUGAUCCAUCGGUUAUUGCUUUAGGACGUUAUCAUCAUCAAUACUAUACUAUAGAACAUAUUAUAAUAUAAAAGGGGAGAAGCUGCUCGGUG